Xenia sp. Carnegie-2017 is the source of this 1920-nucleotide messenger RNA. Its product is annotated as cyclic AMP-responsive element-binding protein 3-like protein 4. Gene Ontology annotation, molecular function: RNA polymerase II cis-regulatory region sequence-specific DNA binding; DNA-binding transcription factor activity, RNA polymerase II-specific. Gene Ontology annotation, cellular component: nucleus. NCBI's taxonomy places the organism in Eukaryota, Metazoa, Cnidaria, Anthozoa, Malacalcyonacea, Xeniidae. The record is from RefSeq and is a predicted model, not a curated record. Gene Ontology annotation, biological process: regulation of transcription by RNA polymerase II. Bases 485 to 1393 code for a protein of 302 amino acids. The transcript has 9 exons.
GUGAUGUCAUAUUACUCAUAUUUGCGGUGUUUCGAAAGUACAGCGUCGCACGUUCAGGAAGCGUUGUCCAAAACAGCGGAGGAAAACUUUAAAUUUUUUGUUGCUUUUUGUCUGAAUCGAGAAUGGAUGAGACAUCCAAAGUGAUUCAUGAUCACAACUACGACCUGAUGACAUCUCUCAUGAACGUAUGUCCUCCAGAUGAUGAAGAUCCCAUGUCAGACAUCACUUCUCCUACGCUUAGCGAUGCUUCGUCAGACUCUGGUCUUUCGUUAAGUCCUGCGCAGCUUACCGAUAACUGUUUGAACAUUGACUUUGCCUAUGACUUCAAUUCAGAUCCACUUUCUCAAACUACACUCCAUUGUCACCUGAGAAAAUUUUCAAUCCUGCUUUUAAUAUUGACGACAUUGACUUGUCCUUCCUGGAUGACUUGUCAAAUUUUGAUGCUAAAUCGAACGAUGAUUUGCCAGAGCUUGAGGACAGCAUUAUGCCUUCGCCAAGUUCUAAUGCAUUGGAUCUUGAAAGUGUUGUUGAUUUUAUUCAUGACCAAUGCAAAAAUCAAAAUGAAUUGGAAAAUAAUGGAAAGAAAUCAAUAAAUGGUGAUGUAGAACCAAUGAUCACAUCAUUGUCACAGCCUGUUACCAUUUUGAAGGCAUCUGCCAAGAUAACACCAAUCAUCAUCACAGAAAUCAAAGCUCCAACACAAACCACUUCCAAAGAAAAAUCAAAGCCAGAGCAAUUUGCUAUUACUGAAGAAGAGAAAAAAUUACUCGAAGAAGAAGGGCAUGUUUUGCCAACAAAUGUUCCUUUGACCAAGGACGAAGAGAAAUUACUGAAAAAAGUACGAAGGAAAAUCAAGAACAAGGUGUCUGCUCAGGAGAGUCGCAGGAAAAAAAAAGAGUACAUUGAUGGAUUGGAAUACAGAGUGAAGACAUGCACAGAUCAGAACCGAGCUCUUCAACAGAAAGUCAGCAGUCUUGAAGAACAGAACAAGAGUCUUCUCGAGGAACUGAAAUGUUUGAAGGAACACGUAUCGCCUUCAAAUCAUAACAAAAGACAGACGAGUACCUGUAUUCUUGUAUUGUUCUUGGCGUUUGCUUUGGUCGCAUUCCCAUUCGAAAGGAGUACAUUCCUUCGUACUCAAAGCAAUUCUGUUGCUGAUUCUUAUUCAACCAUGCCAGUACGUUCAAGAACAUUACUUGAGUACAAGGAGGACAGCGAUACAAAGUCUCAAACAACUUUAAAUAUUUCCCAUUAUCUUCGAGCUUUCAGCGUUGUAUUUUCGCACGCUGACGACAAGCACGAUGUGGACGGUUAUUCAACUUCUGCCAUUUCGUUUGAAGAAAACAAAAGUAGAAAUAAAGAUACUUACAGGGACUAUGCUUUCAGUAAAUAGUUUGCUCAUGUUUUAUGAAUUUGUUUUUUCGCUAAUUUCUUUGAUAGAAAUCGUUGUACAGUACAGACCGAAAGUGAUGUCUUUAGACAGUGGUGUAUUGGAAGAGGGGGUCAACUUCUCUGGUUAAAAUCCUAUCUCUUGUAUUGGUGUUAGUAAUAUAUACCAGAGAGUCAGCAGUAGUGGUUAUCUCGGAGAAUCUUCUUAAAAUUCAGACAAUACACCUCUGUCUUAACGGUGAAUAUCAAACUCAGGUCGUGUUGUUAGAGUUAAAGUUCACCACGAUCUUAGUUUGACUAUUUACCUUUUGGACCAAACAAUCGGAACCGAGGAUCGUUAUUUUAUAGUUAGUUAAUGGUGAAAACAAACAAAAAACAACUAGUUCAUUUUCAUCCACAUUGAUAGAACGCGUAUUAUUGUUGGAAAAAAUAGAGAGUUUUAGAAGUGCUCUCAAUUUGUAUAUACUGUAUAUAUAGCUUAAUAAUCUGAUUACAUAUGAAAUAUACUCCUUAUAAUUUUUAGUUUUAAAA